AUGAUCAAGAAGCGAUACGGCGGCGUCCCUCAGGCAAAGCACCAAAUUGUCCGCGAAUUGGCAGACAAGAUCCCGUGGCAUGAAACAGAGGCUGCGAAAGUACUGAGCAACGAACCCGGGACGAUCAGGCUUAAUGUUCAAGACGGCUUCGUACGAGUAUUUUCCCCUGCGGCUGCCCCGAAGUAUCCGGGCAAGACAACUAUUCAAGCCCCGUCGCAAAAUGCCUCUUCGGCUUCGGCUUCUCCUACAGUGUCAGAGGAGAAACCGCGUCAGACGGAGCAGACCCGGGCCGAGCCAAGCCACUCUGUAGACUCGGAAGGCGACAAGCCCCGUCCUGAGCCGAAGAAACGGCCUCGGACCAAGAAUUCAUGGCUUAGCCAACUCUGGCCGUGGGUCGAGGUGGCAAGGGAGGCUGCCUUCUUUUUCAUGAAGGCCCGAAAGGCGGGGGGAGACAACCGCGGGAAUGCGGGAGGGAAUGGCGAGAAGAGCAAAGACUGGUCUGAUGUUUGGGGACUUUUCCAGAAAUGGUGGUCGGGACCCCCCAAGACGGCCUGGGCCGUGACCAGCGAGCCAAGCUGGAAUACAGAUUGA
Molecule: messenger RNA, 591 nt
Organism: Scedosporium apiospermum
Lineage: Eukaryota; Fungi; Ascomycota; Sordariomycetes; Microascales; Microascaceae
Exons: 2
Coding region: 1-591 (196 amino acids)
Source: RefSeq, a predicted model, not a curated record